AUGGCCAAUUUCCAUAUGUCAAAUAGAAGGAAGCGAGGACGACAACCUAGCAGUCUUUCUGUCCUGUUGUUUCUGCUUGAUCCAGAUAAAAAGAUCAUAAAAGUUUCAAGAGAAACAAAGAAAGAGGUAGUAGAAAAGUUAAUGCAGGAAGGAUGUGGGCCACCACAACCAGGUAAUUGAGUGUGGAAUUAUUGUAAUUCUCAGGGUUUAUACAGAUAUUGCGUGCAGCACACUCCCUAUCAGGGUUUUUCAGUGAUUGGUUACAUUGUGAAUCGUGGCGGACAUGGCAUUUGCAGCAUUUUGUAAACACAUUUUGAUGUAUUAUGUUAUGUAACAUAUGACAAUUACAUUGUAUGAGUGUGAUUUGUGUUCACUUAUUUGGUACAAGAUUUUUACAAUCUCAAAAGCCAUCCCCCAGUGUCUGCCACUGAUUGUGAAUAGACAGAAACGGAAGCAGACAGUCAGGUAUACUGUGAACUUACAAAUGGCACUUUAAGCAGCCGCUAUUAGUCCAUACCAUUGAACUAUAAAUAAACUGGAAGGCUAACUCAAGGGGGGGGAUUGAAGCCAAUGCAUUUUAGUUUUUCUGAGUUAGGCGUGUAAAAAAAUACCUGUGGUUCCGGUUUCAUAUCGUGAAAAAAUUGGGGUCUGUAGGUCGGAAAUAAAAAAUUUUUUGAAUAUUUUUUCAUGGUUUUGGCGGGUUUUUGCUGGGCGAUUUGUAGUAGAGUCCCGACAUCAAUAUUAACUAGAGAUGCAUAUUUCCUAUGGACGGAUUUAGGCAACUUGGUUCAAUAAUUAGUGUGACAACAGACGCCAUUUUGGCACGUUGCAUGGGCAGCCCUCGACCACCUGGAGAAAAUAUUGUCGGUAGGUCAAUUACGUUGAAAAAAUAAUAGGGUCGGCAGAAAAAAGUAGGGUCGGUCAGGAACCGGAACCACAGGUAUUUUUUUUUAUGCCUUAUGAGCAGAAAUACUCAAUACUGAACGUUGGGCUAUAUAUCAAAUUGAAGCUAUUGAAAAAUGCUAUUUGGUGUAGAAAUUUCAAGACUGUAGCUAAAAGGGAAAUAUUGAAAAAACUAUAAACAUAAUUACCGAUAAUUUGCUUUUUUGUAUUUUUUAAAUAUUUUUCUUUUGGCUGAAGUCUUGAAAUUUCCACACCGAAUAGCAAUUUUCAAUAGCUUCAAUUUGAUAUAUAGCCCGACGUUUGGGGUCAAGUAUUUCUGCUCAUAACUCAGAAAAACUAUUUUGGCUUCAUCAAAUCAUAGGCUUUCAUCAUAGCAGUUAGCCUUCCAGUUUAUUUAUAGUUCAAUGUUCCAUACCUCAUUAAUGAUCUGCCCCUGACCUAUGUGCAUGUUUAAGCCACCCUGUCAACUUCCCCUGUGGGAGGAAACUGGAGUAUAUAUUGUUUUAUCAUUUACAUCAGAUGUGUUGACAGCCAUUUCAUUUCUAUGUUGUUUUAGUUGACCUCAGUUCAUUAAUGAAUAAUAAUGAUUGACCCCACUCAUAUUAUGCUAAAAUAUCUCAUGAUUGAAACCCAAGAAUGAGAACUUUAGAGACAAGUUGAUAAUAAAAAUUGUGUGCCCAAUUCCCAUAGUGUUGCUAGUCACCAUUCCCAUUUACCCUGUAUAAUUUAUUUAUUUCUCUACUCUUUGAUGCCAGAUUAUUUUACUCUGUCUAACACCAGAUAAUUGUACUCAUCAAAGGAGAGGUUAUAAUAUUUACCCAUGUGUCUAGUUAAUCCAUUAAGUUGCACCACACAUGCUCAACAACCAAUGGGUGUUUACCUAUUAUUUUUAAAUAGAACAGUAUUUAUUUGGUACAUAUGGGUAAUUUUCUGCAGACUGUUUUAAUAACUUAAUAUUUUUACAGGACAUUGUGUCAGUGAUGGCAAAGUGGAAUUUUCAUUGGGGCUGACAAAUGAACAGUUCAAACAGAAGUUAGUUGAAAUUUAUCCAAAAUUGGAAAAUGCUGCUUUUGUCUUCAUGAAAGCUGACAAACACAACACAUUGGAAGAACUGAACCAUGGUAUGUGCUGCUUCCGAUGUUACACGCCAGAAAAUGUUUACCACAGUGAACGAGGACAAGGGAAGCUUUAUAUAAAAUUGAUUCAGGAAAGCGAGGUAUGUUGAUUGUAUUUUAAGCAGUGGCGGAAACUUUGCGAAAUAUUGUUGGAGGGGGAGUGCUGAAGGCACAAAAUUUCUAGGGGAAUCCUUGAAAUGAUAUAAUUGCAGCAAUCCGACAGCACAUUUUGUAAGAAAUUUCAGGUUUUCAAAACAUUAAUUUAAUGAUGCAUUUUGUGAUAAAUCAUAUGCCAAGCAUAAAAAAAAUACAUUUCAGAGAAAAUAUUGUAGAUGAUAAAUACAUUUGUGAAUGGAAUUGCAAGGUGGUUUUAUUAACUCUUUUCUUGACAGCUUCUAGAAGCUGACGACUUUGUAUGUUCAUAUCUUCAGUUCAGUGCAUGCUAUGAAGACAAUACCACCAUUCAAUUCAGUGAAACAAUAUUAGUUUUAGUUAUUGCCAACAUUGUAAGGAUUUAUGGCCUUAGAAAGUCAAGCGGGAUCAUAUAUGAUCAAAUUAUGCAAUUGUAUGAACCUAAUAAUAUAGAUUAGCCAUACUUUUUGCCGCCAAACAAAAAUUCGAUCCCUUUGGACAGAUCUUCUUUGUAAUAUAGUCUUGAUUGAAUCAUUAUAUCAAAAACACUAUUUAGAGUAUGUGUCAUUUCCGAGCCUGUAUCUUUAAAUUAGCAUCUGUUAUCACAGUAUUUCCAUUUCUUGUCCAACUGUGAGCUAAUCCCAACCAGAAAUACAAUUUGGAAACAUCAAAACAAUGCAAUGUUUGUAUCGUAUGACUCUGGGAAUGCCAGAUGCCAUCUCGCUACGGGAGCUCCUUAUUGGCCAAGUAUAGCAUGUGGCAUGUGCAUUACAUUUUUCUAAAUGACAGCUACCUAAAAUUAUUGGGGGGCAAUUGCCCCCCCCCCCCCCUUAGUUUCUACCUCUGAUUUUAAGUCUUGACUGAAUACUGCUUUGUAACCUGUCCAUAUAUAUACAGGAUUUUUAAUGGUAGUGCCAUGUUUGUGUAUGCCAGUACAUUUUGUUAUUUCUCUCAAUGUAUCUUGAAAAGUGAUAGAAAUUUCAAGUUUUGAAAACUGGCCCAAUUGCCAAAGUUUUGGUAAAUUCUUUUCUGAUCUUUUCUUCCCAUCACUCCCCACGCAUGUACUUUACUCGGUCUGGAAACUUCAUGUGGGUAAUUUGUAAAUACUUAUAGAGGCUCUGCAAAGGAGAGACACAUGUGUAUAAUAAUACUAAUAAUAGUAAUACAGGGUGUUAGCUAGCCCAUAUACUGUCCGUUUGACAGACUCUUCCCAAUUGAAGUAGCUAAGGGGCUUUCCCAACUGGGUCUACUGGAAGAUUUUCAUUUUUUCUGAUGAGAAAGUGCAUUGCGUUAUUUUAUAUUAUUAUAUCAAAGAACGUUUUAUUUACUUUUUCCCAUUAACUAUUUUCUCAAAAUGUAUCUCGUUUCAUUCAUUGGGUGUGUAUUCAAUUGGGACACAUUUUUUGCUGAGUGAGACAUCUGGUACAAUCUAUCAUCUGUGGUUUUACUACUCGCAAUGUUUGCUGACGCGUGUUCGUUUGAAUCGUCCUGCCUGGAAUCUGCAUGCGCGCAUUUCAUGAAAAUUUCGCUACGUUCAUUUAAAUUAUAUAUAGAUAGACCUAGAAUUAUAACUACGGAGUAUUUGCAAUUUCUCUUCUAAACAUAAAUUGCAACUAUUUCCACCGGCUUUAACUGAACUUGCUUGGGAUAAGCUGGACCAUUUGAUUUUAAAUUGUUCUCCAUUUCGUUUUAAUUUCCAAACAUGUUUAGAAAGUUCAGUUUCAUUCUCGUACUUAAUAUCAUUGAAUGAUUUAUGUAUCUCUCCUUAAAUGUUGUCGCUGCAUGUCAUACCAAUGUAGGUUUUUAUAUCGUUGUUGUCUUUCGUUUUUACCUCGGCUUGAUAAACUAAAUCUUUCGUCAAUUAAGCACAUGUUGUUAAGCGGGCAUGCGUUUACAUUUCUGCAGUUACAAAGUUUUUCAAUGUUGUUAUCUUUGGUAUAGAUUCUUCGGAUUUAGAUUCUCUCAAUACGCGUUUGUUAUGUCUCGAUAUGACGCUCUUUACAUUAUUCAUACAGCUAUAGCUAAUUUUGAUCGUGUUUCGGUUGAAGAUCUUAUGAAGGGGUGAUGUUUUGGGAAAAUGUUUGUUGAUUAAUUUCAAGAAAUCUCGGGCGACAUUGGUUCGUACGUUUUUACUAUACGGCGGGUUGAACCAGAUAAUUCUUCUUGUACGUUUAUGUUUCUCGUUUUGCGAUCGACUUUCGGUUGUAGGCGUUGUUUCAGCAGUUGAGUAUUGAAGUUUGGUGUUGUAAUUACUCUGCUUCAGGGCGUAUAGUCGUAAGUGGAAGCAACAGAACCAAAGUUUGCUUGUCAGAUGAUAAUGACGCGAUUCUGCGGUUGAUUGCUGCUGGGAGUUGUUUGGUGAUUGGUGGUGGAUGGUUGGAUUCUUUGUGAAUGUAGACAAUGUACAGUGGGUCGUUAUUUGGUUUUCUAUAGGGCUUGUAUGACUCAUUAGUAAGAUUAAGAGUAUAACAUCGAGGAACAAUUAUAUUUUAUCGCCAUGCAAACAUUCAAAGAACUCAUUAACAUCGAGGAAGUUAACAGUUUUGUAGUUUACCUCGGCAGUGAUCUUCAGUCCCAAUUCUUGAAAUGCAGAGCACAGGUCUUUUCUUGCUUUAUCUGCUAGUCGUGGACUGGUACCUUUGAUCAAGGCUAAUCCGUCAUCUCUGUACAAUCCACAGGGGGUCCAACUAAGAGCUGUGUUAUGAAUAUGAAUAAAACAUUAAUAUUUAAACGUAUAUGAAUAAAACAUCAUAGCGUAAUAAAUUUAAAUUAUUGCACUUACUUGUAUAAAUCAUAAGAGCUUGCAUUUCCACCUAAUAGCUUCAAACAGGGCGCUUAUAUAUGCUCAGAAACGUUGAUUAGAACGAUUGUUCAAAUAUGGCGAAAUAUGACGUUCCAACGAAAAUAACAAAGGAUUGCGGGCGCGCGAGCGAAAAGGCUAGGGAAGAAAUAAGUAAAAGGGAUGAAACAAAUAUCACGUGACUUUUUAAAAUGCUUCUACACUAUCCGUUUAAGCUUUUUGUGGUAUUUUUAGGGCUCAGUAGAUGUUCUCUUACAUGAGCAAGCCUAGUAAUUACCAAAAAAGCACUGAUCAAUGUAAUUUAUGUGAUUUAUAACAGCGGACGUUCUUAGCCGUUUUCGCGAGAUGUGUUCCAUAAAGCCUGGUUCACGUAUGCCUGCGACUGUAUCAUUAUGCCUCUACUUUAUACACAUAUAUAAUUUAUAUGUAAAUCCAAGUUUACUGUAGUAAAAUAGAGUUUAAAAACAAUAAAAAUGCAUAUCAUGGAAACAUUGGUUUUUACAAUACGACUCUUAUGAGACAUUGCCAUUUUGGCGGUUCAAUGAAUAAAAAUGGCAGGCUAAAAAUUAUUUCACCUGCCAAAAAAUUUUAAACUGGCAGGCCAUAUUUUUUCUCUACUUCGAGCCCUGCUUAUACAGGUAAUGUCUUAGUGCAUCUUAUCACCAUGUUAGAGUGUCAUGUGAAACACUCCCUUCUCGGAUGAGGAUGAUCUCUUGCACUGUUGAAGUGUACGUUUGACAUAUUUUUCGGUAGUUCCAAUCAAAACUACAGCAUUAUUUUAAUGGAGAAAUACUACUGUACAUUAAAUGCCUAUAAACUAUUUCCUAUAUUUUAGAUAUCCCAGUGUACGCAUGGAGUAUCUCCUGUUAAAAAAUUGCGUGUUGUCCCUGGUCACAUCCAGCAACGUUUUGUACCAAUUCAACCAAAACUAUCACCAGAAGUCACAAUUACAGGAAUUGAAUCAAGGUCAUUGUUGGUGAUGACGCCAGGUGCCAUGCCAGUACUGGAUUUGUCAUCAGCACGAACAGUUCUUAGUUCUGGUAAUAUAGUACCACAACGUCAAUUUCUAUCAGCUAUUGUUCCCCAGACUGAACCAACACCACCAUGGUACAGUACUGUUAACAUAUCAACACAAAGUCAGUUAUCUUCAGCAGUGAUUUCCCAAAGUUCAUCAAGCCAACCGGUAGAUGUGAUAUUACAAAAUCAGUUACCAACAUCAAUUAUUGCUUCUCAGAUUGAAUCCAACCAAUCACUUGACAGUUCUGUUAGUAUGGCACCACAAGACCGGUUACAUGCACCACCACCUAUGUCAAGCCAAACAAUUCAAGGAUCUGGCGAUGUGGUGACACAAAAUCGGCUACCAGCACCAACAGCUAUUGUUUCUCAGGCUGCAACAAAUGCGGCGAUGUCACCGUUCCAAGAUCGUAUUACUACGAUGACUCGAAAUCAGAUACACACAUCAACUAUUGUUUCUGGGUCUAUGGCACGCCAAGAACAGUUUUCUAGAUCUAUUGGGGUUCCUGACACAAACUCGGAGCCAUCUGAACUACCGAAUGCGGAAGAAAUUCUUGACGAACUAGGUUGGUUAAAUAAUGAUCUUGGUUCGAAUGCUUUGAUAGGUGCUACUGACACACAAGAUGAACGCAUUUCAAACGACCAGGUAUAGUUUGUUUACCGUAUAUUCAGGAUAAGUUUUAUUUGGCUUGAACAACCAUGAAAAGCUGUCCACGGCACCUUAACACAAAUUAUGCAGCAAAGUGUAUAAACUGUUAGAGCAUGUACAAGAAUAUAUUAUUCUGUCUGUACAGUAUACAGCUUGAAAAUUGGGUAGUUGUUAUUGUGUAGUUGCUCUCGUUUUUCAGAUAAGAGGUGGACUAUUACAAUUUGGGGGAGGGGUGGUAAUUUUUUUCCCGCAGGAUUUUCUACCUACAAGGUUGUGCAGGCAUUUUUUAGAGCUAAAUGUAUGUUGAUUUUUUUUAAAUUACGUAAUUAUAUGUCGUACUGACAUACAUCCUUUAACACACGUGUACCGAUUUUAUAUACUCAAUUUUAAUAAAUGGCUACAUCUAAUAGAAAAUAAUAAUCCAAUUUAUUUACUGUCGUUCCAAUUGAAGUGUUGCUCAAAUAUUGAUUCAAUACAUUACCUCGGGCUGACCAAUUCAUUUGAUCAAGUUCCUCGAGAUAUUCAUAUACUUUCUAGUAUAAUUGUAAACUUCCUGUUGACUAGUUUGAAUGCACCAAUCACCUUUGUUGUUUGUGCAACUAACCAAUCAUAAAUAGAAAGGAAGUGACCAGAAAUGAUCAAAUACUUGGAAUUGGCUCUUUCACAGGAAGUGUGUGAAUAUCUCGAGGAACUUGAUCAAAUGAAUUGGUCAGCCCGAGGUAAUGUAUUGAAUCAAUAUUUGAGCAACACUUCAAUUGGAACGACAGUAAUGCAUUUUAUAAAAUCGCCUGAUGAUUGCCUUAUACAAGAUUAAUGAAAUUUUAAUUGGCUGUAUAUAACAACAAUCAUGUCUAUCAAUCUAUUAAUGUGUGGAUAAGUAUACACAAUCUGAUACAAGAAAUCCUUGCGGAGUGGCUAGUUGGCCGUACAUCAUUACUUCUAUACUGUUUGCAAUAAAAAAUCCUGAAUGCAAAGAAGUUGAUGCAUGCAUGCAUGGUAUUCCAUGUAUAAAAUACCUUGUUGUAUCAUUAUUUUAACCAUGCAUGCAUGUUUUUCCUGGCAAUAUAACCAUUCAAAUUGGAAUCUUAUAUCAGUUUUGUAUCUAAGCAUGCAGGUUAAUAUUUUCAAAAAAGAACCAUAUGUUCGUCAUUAGAUUUAUAUAAAUGAAAUAUUUUUCAUUCGAUGCUGUAGCUGGACACACUGCUAGAAAAUAGAAAACUUGCUAUUGAAGCCACAUACAUGAACACUGCUAGUGAAUGUAUGAGAGAUGAGUUUGACUCCAUCAAUCUUUUUAUUAAAAUUGCCAUGUAUUAAACUAAAUUAUGCCAUGCAGUCACGCACGAAUUUUUUUUCUUACCUUGCGUUUUUGCAUGAUUUUUUUUAAAGAACUGAUCUUGCACGAUUUUUUUUCUGGAAUUGCCUCCCCCAAUUUCUAAUGAUCCACCCCUAAUGAAUCAAGGCUUAUAUUUGAAAGCUACAAUAUAUUAUUUGAAAGGUAAUAUAUAUAUAUGGCCUAUAACUUCGUAAUUACACGAUUCACAUCACAAACUUUAUAGGCUUUACUUGGAGAAACCGAGGUUGUUAUACACAUGCAGUAUUUACCGUUUCCUUUAAAGUUAAUCCAUGCUAAUAUAUACUGUCAGUUUCUUGUCAUGAUGAGCUCUGUUUUCUGUGCGUAGGCUUUUGCGCAAUAGACCAAUCGGACAACAAUUGGAAUAGUUAUGGAAAUGUGUGUUAGCAUAUCUCGGUUUAUUAAUUUUUGUAAUGAAUUGGAAUAACAUAAUUAUUAAUAUAACAAAUUAUUAAGGAAAGUGAUGUUCGUAAAAGUAAUUAUUAAGAAAAUUGUUCGCACAGAAAAGGUUGGGGUAAUUCAAACGCCCACCACUAAGAACUAGUAUCCACGUCAAAAAGAAUUGCGCCAGAAAACGGGGAGGAGGGUAAAGCUUGAUUUCAGAUGAAGAUGUUUUGCAGCCGACAUGCAGAGCAGAGUGAACCGAUCCCGCAUUUUAGUUCAACUAAAUACCGCGAACUCCUACCCGUUUUCCCGCGCAUUACAAUUAUGUGAUCACAAAAUUUCCGGGAAAAUCCCAGUAGGUUCCUAUCUAUUUAUAUAGUUCAAGUGCAAGAAGCAAUAAAAUUUUUAUUGGUAUGCCAAUAAUUCCUUUACUGUAUCUUACAUGAACUAUCUUUUUUGCAGAGAGACCUGGUUGUAGAAGAACUACCACAAGAAUGUAAGUUUAUAGAACUUUGCUUGUCCAAAAUAUUUUUCUAUACAGUUUAUUAGGCCCGCAAGUCACAAUAGCGAGGUUCAGAUUUGACUUCCACUAGCUACUAUCUGCAGGCUUUCAUAAAGCCGAGUUUGAGAAGUGACGGUUGGCAGGUCGAUCGGCCAAGUUAGGCAAAUGAAAUCCUUCAUUCCUUCUAUAAUGAAAAUAUGAGAACCUUGUCAUUGGAAGUACUUGUCAAAACUGCCUGAUUUUAUUAAAUUACGUUUCACAUUACAGCCAGGGUGUAUAAUAAAAUGUACACGCUUUCAAAUUCAAAUUAGCCAUACUACCUUUUAAAUAUUCAUUGCUCUGCAGUAAACUGGCCCAUUUUAUAUAUCUUAUGCAGACUUGAAUAAUGCUUCAUUUAAAUAUUUUUCUUUGAGUUGUGUAUUUGUUCAUACAAACAGAAGUUAUCCUAAAUUCCCAUGUGCAGAAGACCUUGUGUUUUCACGCAUUCAUUAAUUCGAGAAAUUAUACUGCUGUCAAAUUACUACAAUAGGUUAUGGUUAAUUUGAAUUUGAAAUGUUGUACUUUUUGACACACCCUGCAUAUAGGCGGUGUUUAAAUAUUUCUAAAACUGUUUAGAGUAACUAAAAGUAUUCUAGAACUUUAAAUAAUAUAUUGUUUAAAUAUCACAUAUAAAUCCCUCCCAAGAGGGUUAGCCUCGCAUUUUGUUGUUUAGCUUCUAUUGUUUCACCGCCAUUGUGCAAAUGCCCGGAAAAUUUCGUUUUUAGAACCCUAAAAAAUCAGAUGCUUCAAUUGACCUGAAUUAUCUACUAGUUCAUCUAAAUUUUGCUCAUGGUCAAAUAUAGGGAUGCUGCAACUUUGUUGACUCCAUUUCCCUCUGCUCCGCUGUUUGCUAGGGCCCUCACGCGUGUAUUUUUUCUAGUAUUCACCUCUGCAUUAUGGUUUCUUGAAAAUGUUAAAUCAAGGAAAAGACUAAAGAUAUCGUUGUCUACUCUCGAGGACCGUGAUAUCAUGGAGAAGCUGAAUGCAUCUACAGUCAGCAUUCGCAAUGUAGAGAUUGAAUCAUCGUGUAAGUUACACCAAGCUCUAAGAAUUUUUUCUUUGCCGUCUUGUCUAACAGUUCUACGUAUUAAUGACAAUAACUUGAAUUCGGAGGAUGUUCUUGCUUUAAUGAGGUCUCUUAGUACCGGGAAUAGCUUACAUGAAUUAUAUUUAUCUCGUACAAGAUUUAAAGAUAAUACCUUCAUUAGUUUCUUAGAUGUACUGAUCAGUUGUAGCAGUCUGAGAAAAUUAUGUUUAAUUGAUAAUGGCUUAACUAAACAAGAAAUUAACCUCUUAAUUACUGCAUUUAAACGGAUGAAGAAUCUUGUAAAUUUAAAUUUAUCUAAAAGUAACCUGACAGAGACACAAGCCAAUGACAUAUUGCGGAAAGAUGGAGAAGGUAAGUGCAUUGUUUCUUUAGAUUUAUCACAAAAUGCAUUGCAGGGAAAUGAAAUCAUCUUUGGAAUUUGUCAACUACAAUCACUCGAAGAACUAAAUCUCACUGGUAACUACAUGGGAAACAUGCAUAAGUUAGAGAAACAACUUGAUCAUUUACCAAUUAACACCAAAACCAUUUCGUUGUCAUCCAGUCACAUGAUGCCUAUGGACAUUAGUUGUUUUUGUUUUUUAGUCAAGUCAGAUCUGCUUAAGCUCAACUUAGAUUUUAAUCAUGUUGGUAAUUCGAUCUUGUCGCUGUUUUCACAAUCGUUUAAGCGUUUACAAGUGUUAAGUUUAGCAAAUACUGAUAUCGGUGGACCUGCUGUUAAGGGUUUGGCUACCCUACUCUCUUUGGUGGGAGAACUUGAAGAAUUGAAUCUAUCUUCCAAUAAUCUUGUGUUGGCAGAUUUUCAACACCUUCAAUCACCCUUAUCAAACUUAACUCAGUUGAAGAGGUUGAAUUUAAGCAACAAUCCCGAUGGAAUUUCAGUUAUUUUGCAUGAAAUCCUGCCUUCGCUGAAAUAUCUGGAGGAGUUUAGGCUAAGUAACGUGCAUUUAAAUGGUGACGAUUUAAACAAAACAUGCGACUCUCUUGCAUCCUUAAAGGGUCUAAAACACCUUGACCUAAGCAUGAAUGCUAUUGGUCCGGAUGGAACAAGAGCACUUGCAAACAUUCUAAAGGAGUUUCCGUUGUUAGAAGGGCUAGACAUGAGUAAAUCGUGUAUCAAGGAAGAUGAAAUAAGUGUAUUGUUUCGGGAGUUAGAUUGCUUAAACAGAUUGAAAUAUUUGAAUUUGUCAGGCAAUCGAAUUGAUAUUGAGGUCAUACGUGAUCCCGUGUUUUUACCAUCGAUGUUAGAAGAGUUGAUUUUCAGUAACAUUAUUCAUGGCGGAAAACUUUUUUCCAUUAUAAGUUCUCUACAACAUCUUCGAAAACUACAUCUCAGUGAAAUAAAUUUAAGACCAUGCGAUGUUGAAGCGUUAACCUUCAUGUUGUUGUUGUUGCUGUUGUUGGAAGAACUAGUUUUGGCUAAAAUUGUUUGUACUGACUGUGGAAAAAUCUUUAGUGCGAUAAAAACGUUGAAAAAUAUUAAAAAAAUUGAUCUAACAGGUAUGAAAAUACCGGACGGAAACGCAUUUGCUGAGACGCUAUCGUCCCUUUUGCCCUUGGAAGAAUUAGUUUUAACUAAUAUUAGUGUUGCGGACAAUGAAUGUAAAAUAAUCUUUGGUGCAAUAAAGUCGUUGAAGAAACUCAAAAUACUUGAUCUAACUGGUAUAAAAGUGCCUGACGGAAAUGCUAUAGCUGAGAUGCUAUCGUCCCUUUUGUUAUUGGAAGAGCUGGUUUUAGCUAAGACGGAUGUUGUGUGGCGGAAUGCUGAAAUCUUUAGUAAAAUAAAGUUGUUGAAAAAUCUGAGAAAGCUUCACCUUGGUAGUAUGCGUUUAUGGAACGAAAAAGGCGUCUUUGAUAUGUUGUCGUCUUUUUCAUUUCUGGAAGACAUAGUGUUUCCUCGUGUUAAUUUAGUGCAUGCUGAUGAUAUUAUAACUUUUAGUGCUUUGAAGUCAGUAAAAUAUUUAAAAAUUCUUAAUCUACGUGUAACUUGCGACAUGGCAGAAUAUUUUGCAAGCGUGUUGCCAUCACUGACGUUGUUGGAGAAGCUAGUGUUGCUAAAUGGUAAUAUUGAUCGUGAAAGUGAAAAACAAGUGCUUGCUGCGGUAGGAAGAUUAACGUAUUUAAAAGAAUUGGAGUUAAAGUGGGAUAAGAUCUCCCAAGCUGGCGCAGACAGUUUAGCUGAGGUCUUACCAUUACUGCAGUUGCUGGAAAAGGUUGUGUUGGGGUAUGUCGGUUGUGAUGAUGAAGGUGAAAAACGACUGUUCACUUCAAUAGGAAAAUUGUCUUAUUUAAAAGAAUUAAAGUUAUAUUUCGGUGGUAUUACCCAGGUCGGCGCAGACAGAUUAGCUGAGGUCUUACUAUCGCUGCAGUUGUUGGAAAAGAUAGAGUUGUUCAAAUUUAGUGAUGAUUCUAUGGGUCAUUUAAGUGGAAGACAACUGUUUGCUGCAAUAGGGAAGUUAAAAUAUUUAAAAGAAUUAGAGUUAGAGUGGUAUGGGAUUGCCCAUGCUGACGCAGACAGUUUAGCUGAGGUCUUACCAUCACUGAAGUUGUUGGAAAAGCUAGUGUUGGGGUCUGUCGAUUGUGAUAAUCAUGAUGAAACUGAAAAACAACUGUUCACUGCAGUAGGAAAAUUGACUUAUUUAAAAGAAUUAGAGUUAAAUUUGUAUUGUAUUACCCAGGCUGGCGCAGACAGUUUAGCUGAGGUCUUACCAUCACUGCAGUUGUUGGAAAGGCUAGUGUUGGACCAAUAUAUUGAAAAUAUUAUGGAUGAUUUAAGUGGAAAACAACUGUUUGCUGCAGUAGGAAAAUUGACGUAUUUAAAAGAAUUAAAGUUACAGUUGUGUAUAAUAACCCAAAAUGACGCAGACACUUUAGCUGAGGUCUUACCAUCGCUUCAGUUGUUGGAAAAGCUAGUGUUGGAUUUUGUUGAUAAAAGUGGAAAACAACUAUUUGCUUCAGUAGGAAAAUUGACUUAUUUAAAAGAAUUAGAGUUAAAGUUUUGUACGAUUACCCAAGCUGGCGCAGACAGUUUAGCUGAGGUCUUGCCGUCACUACAGUUGUUGGAAAAGCUAGUGUUGAGAAAUGCUGAUUUUGAUUAUAUUGUUGAUGAAAGUAGAAAACAACUGUUUGCUGCAGUAGGAAAAUUGCCGUAUUUAAAAGAAUUAGAGUUAGGCCACUGGUGUGAGACUACUCAAACUGGCCCAGGACGUUUUGCCGAGGUCUUGCUGUCACUGCCACAUGCGCAGUUGUUGGAAAAGCUAGUGUUGCAUUAUGUUGGUUCUGGUGAUGAUAUUGAUGAUGAAAGUGGAAAACAACUGUUUGCUGCAGUAGGGAAGCUGACAUAUUUAAAAGAAUUAGACUUACGCUCGUGUGAGAUUACCCAGGCUGGCGCAGACAGUUUGGCUGAGGUCUUGCCAUCACUGCAGUUGUUGGAAAUGCUAUCGUUACGUGAGAUUGACUUCAGAAAUGUUAACGACCACCAACUGUUUAGUGCUGUAGGAUCAUUGAAUUAUUUGAAGGAACUUCAUCUUUACAGAAGUAAAAUCACUGAUGCUGGUGCAGAAAUUUUAAUAGAUGCAUUACCAUCUUUACGCAACUUAACAUGCAUUAUAUUAUUUGAGAUAUGUGAACCAUUGAGGAGUAGGCUUAUAGCAGCGGCAGGCCGGGUUCCAGGAUUGGAAGUAAUUUGA
Molecule: messenger RNA, 13623 nt
Organism: Paramuricea clavata
Lineage: Eukaryota; Metazoa; Cnidaria; Anthozoa; Malacalcyonacea; Plexauridae
Source: the annotation of a GenBank genome assembly